CAUCACUGGGCAUUUUAGUCGAAAAAUCUACGCUGGAUUAUAAGUUAUAUUUUGAAAUAAAAAUUAAUUUAUCAUCUUAAAAUCGUGAUUUUAGUAAUCGUUAUAAGAUAUAUAUUAUAUUUUUUGUCUAAUUCAAGUUACAAGUUUUUAGAUUAUACCUAACCUAUAAUGUCUGGAUAGUCCGUAUUAUGAAAGCAGGAAAAUUUCCAUAAACAAUGGCUGAUAAAAUCAAAUUACAAUCUAAGUAUGACAUGCAAGGAAAUUAUGAAAUGUCGGAUUCUGGAGAUGAAUAUACCGAAAAAGAAAAACAAUUACUUCAGAACUUUCAAGGGAAUGAUGAUUACCAAUCAAGUAGUGAAGAUGAAGUUUAUGGCUUUUCUGACAAUGAAUCAAACAAAAGUGAUUUGGGUAUGGCAGAUAGUGAUGUAGAAGGACAAGAGAAAUCUGAUGAUGACCUACCUGAUUCAAAAGCAUGGGGUAAGAAAAAAAGGGCAUACUACUCUACAGAUUAUGUUGAUGAAGACUAUGGAGGUUUUGGAGAUGAUGAAGAAGCAGCACUUAUGGAAGAGCAAGAAGCAAAAAAUAUACAAAAGAGACUUAUUGAACAGUUAGAAGAAGAAGACUUCAAACUAGACUUCUUGACACCACAAGUAUCUGCUGAAGAUGAGGGAAAAGAAAGUGUAAUCAAAAGUGACCUGAGCCAAAUGUCAAAAAGAGAAAAACUGCAGAUUUUAGAAAAGGAGAGUCCAGAAUUUGCUGGACUUGUAGAUGACUUCAAAUCAAAGCUUACUGUUGCCAAGGAUGACUUGCAUCCUGUAUUACAACUGGUCAAUGGGGGCAAGCUUCCAGAAUGUGCUGCUUCUAAAUUUAUCAAAACAAAUUAUGAUCUUAUUUUAAAUUACUGCACCAAUAUAAGUUUUUACCUCCUACUGAAAAGUCAGAAAAUAAAUAUACAAAACCAUCCUGUGGUCAAGAGAUUGUACCAAUAUAGGCAAAUUUUGAUUAAAUUGGAGCCCAUUUACUUAGAAGUGAUUAAACCUCAAAUUGAUAAAAUAAUGAAUGCUUUUAAGAAUAAUAUUAAACUGAAUAUCCUAAAAAAUCAAUCAUUGAAACGAAAAUCUGGUAAACAUACACCAGAACUACCAUCCAAGAAAUUAAAAUUGAUAAAUGCCUUAGAAAAAGAUGAAGGUGAAGAUACUGGAGUGUCUGAUGAUGAGGGAGGUGAUAAUAUAGAAAAUGAUUACUUUAAGGCUGAUAAUUUAGAAUCAAGAAACUUAAAUGAAUCAGAUGAGAGUGGAUUUUCAGAUAAUGAUGGAGAUGAUAGUGGUGUACCAGGGAAACCUAAAGAUCAAAUUUCACUACAAGAAUUAGGUGAAAAACGGCAAAUAACAUACCAAAUUGCGAAAAACAAGGGAUUAACACCAUAUAGAAAGAAAGAGCAGAGAAACCCAAGAGUGAAGCAUAAGCUAAAAUAUAGGAAAGCCAAAAUACGAAGGAAGGGUGCCAUUCGCGAGCCAAGAACGGAGGUGACAAGAUAUGCGGGAGAAUCUUCAGGCAUUAAAGCCAAUGUUAAAAAAGGAAUAAAAAUUAAGUAAAACUAAUAAGAUUUAUUGUAAUAAACUUUAUUAACAUAUA
Molecule: messenger RNA, 1635 nt
Organism: Leptidea sinapis
Lineage: Eukaryota; Metazoa; Arthropoda; Insecta; Lepidoptera; Pieridae
Gene: Sas10
Product: something about silencing protein 10
Exons: 2
Coding region: 216-1595 (459 amino acids)
Biological process (GO): maturation of SSU-rRNA from tricistronic rRNA transcript (SSU-rRNA, 5.8S rRNA, LSU-rRNA)
Cellular component (GO): nucleolus; small-subunit processome
Source: RefSeq, a predicted model, not a curated record